This is a messenger RNA of Otolemur garnettii (small-eared galago), 432 nucleotides long. It is a transcript of the gene ZDHHC15, whose product is annotated as zinc finger DHHC-type containing 15. The record is from RefSeq and is a predicted model, not a curated record. The transcript is spliced from 3 exons. Bases 1 to 432 code for a protein of 143 amino acids. NCBI's taxonomy places the organism in Eukaryota, Metazoa, Chordata, Mammalia, Primates, Galagidae.
AUGAGACGAGGUUGGAAGAUGGCUCUGUCUGGGGGGCUGCGGUGCUGCCGCAGGGUACUGUCCUGGGUACCAGUGCUUGUUAUUGUCCUCGUCGUGCUCUGGUCCUACUAUGCCUACGUCUUUGAACUCUGCCUGGUUAUCUACCUCAUAUUCUACCAUGCCAUCUUUGUGUUCUUUGCCUGGACCUACUGGAAGUCUAUCUUUACACUUCCACAGCAGCCAAACCACAAGUUCUACUUGUCCUAUACAGACAAAGAGCGCUAUGAAAAUGAAGAGAGGCCUGAGGUUCAGAAGCAGAUGCUUGUGGAUAUGGCCAAGAAGCUACCAAUUUAUACAAGAACUGGGAGUGGAGGUCAGUUCAUCCAAAGUCAUCUAGAGGGGCCACUCAGCAAAAAUGUCAGAAAGGCUAAGUCACAUACACUGUCAAACUAA